CACAUGACCAGAAGCCGCUCUUGUGAUCCAGCAUCAUCACUGAGCGGUCACAUGAUCGGAGGAGUCCGCGCGUCACAGCUUGAAUGACAGGGGGCGGUACCCGCGCCGUAUCGCAGUAGGAGAGCGCUCGUAGCAGUGCGAUCUAGGCACACAGCAGGAUGUAAUCAUCCCGAGUAUGCGCAAACCGCACCAGGGGGAUCGGCCAACAUAGACAUACAUAACAAGACACAACAGAUGUCACAGCCUAGAAGGCAGUUUGACCAACGAGGUUGGAGUGGAAGAGUACCUAUGUGAAAAAUUUUCUAUUUGUAUACUCCUGUACAGUAACUUCACCAAACUUGGUUGUAUGACUAACUGACUGCUGUGUGCAAGCACAUUUUUUGUUGUUACAGGUUUCUACAGCACAGUGUCUGACGAACUAGUCAAGAAAGUUUUGUGGCAACCAAUCUCUUCUUGUCAACAAAAACAGCCUGGAAAUGGACGUUGGAUACAAUGCUCCAGGACUUUAUGUGGUCCCACGGCCGUUUCGCACCUCAAAGCUUUCCAGGACAGAGAUAGAGGAGAGCACCAGGUGACCAGAUGACCCGCAGCUAGCCUAUGGGCUCCUUGCUCAGCCCCCCUUUAUAAGAGGGGGAGGUACUGCAUUCUCUCUCUUCCACUACACUUUCUGAUGAGGUCAAGUCCAGUUCAGACAUCUCAGAGCCAGUGUCCAGCACAUCUGGAGGCCUCAAGCUUAAAUUACAGCCACAAGUCAGCCAUUCUAUAAAGAUAAUGAAUAGGAAUACAGUGACCCCCCCGACCUACGAUGGCCCCAACGUACGAUAAUUUCAACAUACGAUUGCCUCUCAGAGUGCCCAGCGACGUGAUGACGGUGAUGAAGAGCGACGAUCCCAGGCAGCAGAGAUGGUCCGGAGUGGUGGGGACACCCUGGGGACGCGGCGACAGCGAUGGAGAGCGACAUCCCGGGCAGCGGUGACGGUCCGGAGCGGCGGGGACAGAGCUGGAUGUGGAUCCUCUGACCUGUGUGGCUCAUGACUCGGACCGUAUCAGGGAGCAGAGUCUAAGGUGCCACUGGUCUUCACCAGAGCCCGCUGCAAGGCAGGAUGGGCUUACUGCGGCAGGCGACACCCAGGUCGCUACCCCCGACAUGGCUCGACCACACAGGUAACUGGGCAAGGACGUCAGAUAAUCUAACAAUGGAACAAACAGCAUAACCAAACUGGGAGAUACAACAGCACUCUCAAAGUGGAGAAGACAAGACAGCAUUGUUUUAACAGGAAGGCUACUUUCAUCUACAACGUGAUGAGGUCGUAAUCAUCUUGAGGACCAGCUAAAUUCUUCAAGAUCCAUGAGGAACUGACUCACCAAAGAUACCGGACGUUGAAUGUGUGCAACUCAGGUAGACUCGAGGAACAUGAGGCCAUGACAAGGUUUCAUAGAAGUGGACCAUGUGAAAAAAAAACACUCAACUCUUGUCUCAUAGUCAUAUAGUUCAUUCUGCAUGAGACUGAUGCCGCUGGUUAAUGAAAAGAUGCUGAAUGAUGAAAAUCGGUCAGAAAAAGCAACAUCCGGCGGGUUGAAACCAGGUAUCCCAUGCCUGGACCACUCUUUUAUAUACACAAGAAAAAUCUUCAAAGAUCCAAACAUUUAGUCCUAAACCAUGAUCCCGAGAUAAAACUUCUGGCUACCAUCCUAAACUAGUCGUGUUAAAACUUUGUAACAGCUGACUCUGGGAAUAGUCUCUGGACACAUAUUAAAGAAUUCUUAGAAUUUGGAAUGAUGAAGAUGAGGCUUCUUGGUACGACCGCUGCUGAAACAUAAGAUCUAUUUAUUUGCUUUGGCGGACUCUGAAACUAAAAAUGAAUUACAAUCCUUAAUCUUACAGUUCAGUUCCUUAUUGGCAAAAAGGAAUUGGGACAGUGGUGAAUUAUAAGCUUUGGGAACAAAUAUAUAUAUUGUUUUGGGGGUUGUCGAAAUAUAUUAGGAAACAAACAUGAUGUUUACAGUGAAAUAAGAAACAAUCCGAACUCAAGCCUAUAAAUGACAAGCGAGAAGAAUGUAAAAGUACUGUCAAACUGGGAGAAGGAGCCGGGACGCAAAUCUAAUAUCAAGGAAAUUGGUGUUCAGACAAAGCAAGAUCCUCUGGUUUGGUUCCUAUGAAGGAUCCAGCUUCAGGUACUCCAGCUUGAUGAAAAGAUCUUUUGGUAAAGUGAAUCAGAGUAACACGGAAAGCAUUAACCAAGAUGAACUGACCAUUGUUGCACUGAUCAACAUACCAAGCCGUCCUCUGAAUGCAGAGCUUGAAGAAUAAGUCAACACAUAACGCAGGAAUAAAAGAACACAGUCUAAAGAAAACGGCAACAAUACCAAUGGCUGGUGCGCUGGAUGCUGGAAGGAGAGCCUUGGAUGUUGCCUAUGUCGAUUAUACUGAAGAAUGUUGGUAAAAUAGACUGAAUAGUAUUUCUUGUUGCAAGUAUUGACUCAACGACGGCUGUUUCAUGGCACUGGGUGUAAACAUUCAAUAAAUCACAUAUGGUUCUUUCAUGGGGACCAUUUCAGAUGUUAUGGGAAGGUCAAGCCAGUGGGCAACAUGAGGACUUAACUGGCCAAAUUUGCUAGCAAUAACUGUGGAUUUUGGGAUGCUUUUAUUUUACAAGGCAAUAUGACUAUAAAUAUCACCAGCAUGGAUGGAGACAUGUUAUUUGCAGAAAAAGAUUCCUCAUUUCGCAUUCUAAUGGGCUGUUUGCUCUCAGUUCUGAUACUUUCAACUCUUUUUGGAAAUACCUUGGUCUGUGCUGCUGUGAUCAGAUUUCGUCAUCUUAGGUCCAAAGUCACAAACUUUUUUGUGAUUUCCUUGGCUGUGUCCGACCUUCUGGUAGCCAUGCUGGUCAUGCCUUGGAAAGCUGUUGCAGAGAUUGCUGGCUUUUGGCCAUUUGGUUCAUUCUGUAAUAUAUGGGUUGCUUUUGAUAUAAUGUGUUCAACAGCUUCUAUCUUAAACCUUUGUGUCAUCAGUGUUGACAGGUACUGGGCAAUCUCCAGCCCAUUUAGGUAUGAAAGGAAAAUGACCCCAAAAGUAGCCUUUAUAAUGAUAAGUGUUGCAUGGACAUUAUCAGUUCUGAUAUCUUUCAUUCCUGUGCAGCUUAACUGGCAUAAAGCAAAGACUACCAGCUUUUUUGACCUAAACAUUACCUUACAAGGUACCGCAAUGGAUAACUGUGACUCAAGCCUAAAUAGGACUUAUGCAAUUUCUUCGUCUCUCAUUAGCUUCUAUAUACCAGUGGCCAUUAUGAUUGUAACCUACACCCGGAUAUACAGGAUAGCAGCAAAGCAAAUUCGUCGCAUUUCAGCUCUGGAAAGAGCGGCAGUACAUGCCAAGAAUUGCCAAAACAGCACAGGCAAUGGCAGUAGCAUUGAUUGCCAGCAGCCCGAAAGUUCCUUGAAGACCUCAUUUAAAAGAGAGACGAAAGUCUUGAAGACAUUGUCAGUGAUUAUGGGAGUUUUUGUUUGCUGCUGGUUGCCCUUUUUCAUAUUGAACUGUAUGGUGCCAUUUUGUGAUCCCAGUGUAUCCACAAGUGGAGCAGAACCAUUCUGCAUCAGUUCUACCACAUUUGACAUUUUUGUGUGGUUUGGUUGGGCAAAUUCUUCAUUGAAUCCCAUCAUUUAUGCUUUCAAUGCUGAUUUCCGCAAGGCUUUCUCAACAUUAUUAGGCUGCUACAGACUCUGUCCUACAUCCAAUAAUGCUAUAGAGACAGUUAGCAUAAACAAUAAUGGGGCAGUUGUCUAUUCAUGUCAGCAAGAGCCCAAAGGUUCGAUUCCAAAUGAGUGUAACUUAGUUUACCUAAUUCCACAUGCUAUUAUAUGUCCUGAAGAGGAGGUUCUGAAAAAAGAAGAGGAGAGUGGUUUAUCUAAGAGUUUGGACAAAAUGUCUCCAGCAUUCUCUGGGAUUUUGGACUAUGAUGCAGAGGUUUCACUAGAAAAGAUAAACCCUAUCACGCACAAUGGGCAACCCAAAACCUGAAAAAACUGCUUAGGUGGGCUUAUCCAUUAAACUAUGAAUGAUGGCUUCUAGAUGGACACAAUUUCACAACCUUUUUAGCUAUACCAUCGGACUCUCAAAUAGAUUUCUAAAAAUGCAUUCCAAUGUAUUUUGUAUACGUGUUUAUUUUUGUGAUGUUCACAGGGAAAUAAGCUCAUACAUACAAGGCCAUUAGUAAUUAUUUUUAGAUGGUGCAUACAGUCUUUACUGUAUUAUGAGAAUGUGUUUUUGUUUAUUGUGCAGACUUUAGAUGGGAGCCAUUUACUAACAAUGACUUGAGCCAUUAAAGUGUACAAAAGCUUUGGCAUGUAAUUUAGACUAAGCCUAACCAGUAGUCCAUAUCUGAAGGAGGUUUAGUGUUCUGAACAAUAAAAUUAAAAGUGUACCUCUCAUUUAACAAAAACUUUUUCCAGCUUUGCGCUUUACUCCUAGGCUUGCUGCAAUCUACAUUCUGGUGCAGGAUAUGGGUUACAUAGCCUUAAAAUGGAGCGCAUCUCCUGCAACUUGAAAGAGAUUGCAGAGAGCUAGAAAGUGAAAUGCACAGCCCGUUCUUUCUAACAAUUUGUGUUGGUCUGAACACUGUUGAGUUUGCAGUGUGCCAGCAAGUAAAGUUUAAAGCUUGUUCGUUCUAAUGAUUGGUGGGGCUUUGAACACCCAGACCCAAACUGAUCAAACCUUUUGACACAUCUUUGACACAUGUCAAAAGAUUUGUUAAAUUACAGAGGCACUUUAUGAUAAAGAUUUGAGAUAAAUAAUCCAAGAGACAGUAUAUGGAGCAACAACUGUGGUGUGAUAUAUUGUGGUGAAAAGUUUAGUUUGUCUAAACUUAAACUAGAUGGUCAAAGGAUGUUCCAGGCUUCAUAAACUGUCAAUGUGAUAAAUCUGGCACAUUUCUAGUCUUGAUUCACAAACCUGCCUAAUUUUCAGCCUUAUUCUCUUUUCCAGUCAUAAUUUGCUUUUGGCAAAUUUUUUCAGCCAUACAAUGUGACCUAAAAGUGGUGUGUGAACAUAGUCUUAGAUUGUCUAGUCUAAGUUUACACUGUUUAAGACAGUUAAAGUAAAUCUUCCCCAAUGUCAUUUUUUUUGUUCCCUUUUCUAUUUAACCUCUAGCAGACAACUGGUAAAAUUAUUAUCUAAUACGUUUUGCCUGUUUUAGUGCUAGGGACCAGCAACUAUUGUACAUUCCCCUGCAAAAUGCAAGGAAAUGAGUCAAUAUGUAAUACAAAUGAGAUCACUCUGGUCUUUACAGGUGUAUCAAUCAAUGUGGCCAUACCAAUCUUGUGGCAUGUUGUUAGUAUGGCAGCACAGCCACUUUGCUCUUUUGCAGUUCAUACACAGGAAACAAUACAGAACUCCCCACUAUAUAAGUUGCACAACCCCCCCCCCACCCCCAAGAAAAAAAAAACAAAAAAAUCUACAACAUUGAAAGCAUAUAGGGCUGAGCACAGUUCCCUGCAAAGCCAUGUGGCCAGGAGCGCAACUGUACAUAAAAAAUCACUAAAGGGGCUGUAGGGCAGAAAUAGCAUGGCAUCCUCAUCUUUAACAGGACCGAUGGGUACCUCAAAGGCUAGACCCUCACCAAUAAUGAAGAUGCUGUAUCCUAGCAAUAUUCUAUCAAUUUAUGUCCUAAGAAUAACCCUUUAAUGUCAGUAUACUUGGUGGUCUAGGACAGUGACAGUUCAAGUAUUCCUGGUGAUGUAGGGUAGUGUAGUCUAAACAUCUAGGGUGGACAAGGGCAAUUAAGGAGCUAAGGUUAGGAUCCCUAGUAGUAUAGGACAGUCAAAUGCUUAAUUUUAAGAUCCCUGGUGGAGGAAGGUGAAAGAGUUAAUGCUACAUUCCCAUGAUCUGGUGGGUUGCUCACCUCUCCAGGCUUAGUAUUGUUCUGGGUGUAACAGAACGAUGAACACUUAGGGUCUAUUCACAUGGCAGAAUUUCUGCUUGGGGAAUCCCACCUCAAAUUAAAGCCUAUAAACUUCUAUGGGAUUCCGCAGUCUCAUUCACACUUCUGAACUUUGGAAAUUCUGCUGUGUGAAUAGACCCUUAUGGCCCAGCUUCUCAUUUCCUCCCUGCACUGAUCAUAGAGAUGAGUGCAGAGAACAGAGAAGUUUAUGCAGCUGUAAGUGAUAAGGAGCGCUGUGCCAGAGGAUUCAGGGUAGAAUUAAGGAAGUCUAUGCGAGAGCGAGCAGACUUUCCCUGAGCAUGGAUUCCAUGCAGUUUAGAGGAAGCAGUGAUCAACUAUAUUAGUUGUCAAUUACAUUUUCAAGGGGGGUACUCUCAACUAUGAUCCCCAAAAGAAAAAAAAGUGUUUCCAAAUUUGUAUAUUGUGUUUUUAAUGAGAAAGUAAAGUACAUGCUCUAUGUUUAAACACACAUUUGCUGUGUUCUUCUCCCUAGCACUCCAAUGUAGUAUGAGUAGUAGGGAAUGUCACCAGUCUGUCGCAGCAUGAUCCAUACAAGAAACUGUGUUGAUGUCUAAAAUCAGUUAGCGCAGUCUAUGUGGGUAGAUUCACACUCUGUGGGAAGCUGUGUGCUAAAGUUAUAGCAAUAUGAAAAGCUACAAAGAAACUGUGAUUAAAAAGGUUUUAGCUUUAGGGUAGGGUCAGAUGUACCAUAUUUUGCUGCAUAUUUGCUGCUGCAUAUUUUCCUACCCAUUGAAGUCAAUAGGUAGCAAAAUCGUCUGCAUAUUUUGCUAACUAUUGACUUCAAUGAGUAGGAAAAAUAUGCAGUAGGAAAAUAUGGCACGUGUGACCCCACCCUUAAAUGGGUACUCCACUGCCUCAGCGUUCGGAACAUUUUGUUCCAAAGCUGAGUGCCUGACGCCAGGGCUCGUGAUGUCAUGGCCACGCUCCUGCCAUGCCCCCUUCCAUAGACAUGGAUUGAGGGGUCAUGGUCGUGACAUCUUAAGGGGCGUGGCCAUGACAUCACAAGCCCUGGUGUCCUCACUCAGCUGAGGCGGGGGAGUACCCUAUUAAAGCAUAGCUGUAAUGAUGCUCUGGUGGCAGGAUAUCGGUUCCGAGACUUGCACCACAAGACAACAGCGACCAAGAUACAGAUUUGCUGGUAGUCCCAUGCAAAUCUAAAGAACUUAAGGGAAGUCCUGAUCGCUGCAGUCUCAGGCAAGUCUCGUCUCUUUAAAGAGUAUCUGUCAAUAAAAAUGUUUUUUACCCCAUUAUUCAUCACCCCAGCCUGAUAACAACCCCCCCCCCCUUCAUUUUAAUCCCCCGGGGAUAUUUUUAACCUGAUUUGUGGUGUUUCUUUAGCUCACUGUGUGAUAGCUCUGGCGGUCGUGAGGGGGCAUUCCCCGGCAGGCACAUCAUCUAAAGCCGUCUUAGGGUGAUCAUCCGUCCUCACUCUUCUAUGCUGCGCUCAUACUAGGAGUGCAGCACAGAAGAUAGGGCCAAUUGCUGCAGGCUGUUCUCCUUCCCCUACUCUCUGCAUGUGUAUUGCAGAGAGGAGGGGGGUGAGAGCAGACCUGCAGCGAUUGGCUGCACACAGCAUUCGCUCUGCCCUGCAUGAUUGCCAGAGCAGAGAGCGAACAUCCCGCCCACACUUCCUGACUUUGGUCUCAUGCCCGGCCGGUUUGAGACCAAAGUCAGGUCUGCUGGAGACAAUGAAUGCGGCCUGCACUAGGAGGGAGUCCCCUAGUGGCCAUAUUUUUUAAGUUGAAAAAAAAAAAACAUAUGUAAAAUUUUAAUAAUAUAUUAGAAACAUUAGACAAUAUAGAAAAUUGCCUGUUUGGACUUCUACUAUGUUAGCUGUUCCCAUGGCUAUGUCCAGGCACAUAAAUAUAACUGUUUUAAUAAUAUUUUCAUAAGACAAACAAUUGUACAGCAACCAGACGUGGGAUCUGUUAGAUUUUUACAUUUUUACAUUUAGUAUUCUGGAUGUAGCUAUGGCAACCAGAAUGGGAAAAAAAACAUCUAGUUUGUUCUACUGGCUGCACUUUGAGAUGAAAGGUUAAAAAGUUACAUAUUUGUAGUUGAAACACACACAUAUAUUAAAAUCUAUUUAAAGGCCCAGUUCCAAAAACAGACUGAGAUUGAAAAGUAAGUGAUAAUUCCACCACCGGUUGGCUCUGUACAUGUGAAUUUUACCCACAUUGCCCUAUGGCUCCUGCCUAGUUUACAUGACAAUAAUCUUCUAUAUGUUUACAAUAUAGUUAUAAAAAAAAUAAGUUACAAAUGUGCUGUUGCUUUCAGUAAAAUGUGUCCAGUUAAAGACAGUGACUGACGGGACACAUGGUUUGUUUAUGUAUCUUAGGAUAUUGUUAUAUUCAUACGGAUCUAUGGUUGCAUGCUAUGGGGGAGAUUUAUACAAAACCUGUCCAGGGUAAAAGUUGCUGAGUUGUCCAUAGCAACCAAUCAGAUAGCUUCUUUCAUUUUUCAGAGGCCUUUUCAAAAAUGAAAGAAGCAAUCUAAUUGGUUGCUCGACAACUCUUCCUCUGGACAGGUUUUAAUAAAUUUCCCCCAUAUUUCCUUUUUAGAUGAUACAAGCAAACUAUACCCGUGUGAAAAAACUGUGUAUUGGACGUUAGUUAAAGCAUAUUAGUUUAGCCAUAUUUUUUUCCAAGAGAGCGCUUUAGAGGGGUACUCUGUCCCUAAACAUCUUUUAUACCUUAUCCAAAGGAUAGGGGAUAAGAUGUCUAACUACAGGGGGUCUUGCCGCUGGGGACCCUCCGCGAUCUCUGGCAUGGCACUGUGACUUUCAUGAACACGGAAGCUUGUUGGAGCCUCCUCCAUUCAUUUCUUUGGGAGGGGGAGUGACGUCUAGUACAUUCCCCCCUGCAAUCAGAUGUCUUAUGUCUUAUCCCCUAGCCAUUAGAUAAGGGGUAAGAUGUUUAGGAGCAGAGUACCCCUUUAAAGGAAAUCUGUCACAGAGAACAUGCAGUUUGAUCUCUGGGCACCAGGUUUUCAAGCAGGAGGAGCUGAAAAGAUUGAUACAUAAUUUUGUGGGAAAAGAUUAUAACUGUAUUUUUUUCUUUUAUUUCCUGUCCAUUCAGGGUUAGGAGUGCAGUACGCAGUCCUAUUAGUAAUUGACAUCCUUCUUCCGUGACUCUGCAUACAGAGACAGCUGUCAAUCACUGAUUAGGACUGCCCACUGGACUCCUAAGCCCAACAUGAGGAGGAGAUAAAAUGGAAAAAAAUGACAAGUUAUUCUUAAUCUUUUCCUUUAGUCUCUAUAUUUAAAAUUGCUCAUCUUCAUCUGCUCUAAAUCCCUAAAUCCUCUUACCUUAAAGCAUGUUUCCCAGAGAUAGGACAGCAUUUUCAAUGUGACAGGUUCCCUUUAAGGCCAUGUUCACACACAGUAAAAAAAAAAAACAAAAAAAAAAAAAACAAGGCCACAUUUCAUUUAAUGCUCUUUUUUUUUUUUUAGCUGAUUACAAAAAAAAAAAAAAACAUUUUUUUGAAAGACAUUUUUUGUCAGUUAUCGGCAGAAAAUAUGGAAAAAACUACACAUUUUAUAAACUGUAUAAGCAAACAAGUUUUUGAAUACAUAAAGAACAGAGCCCAAUACAGGAACACUUAUGUUUUAAGUCUAACCUACCCCUAAAAUACUACAUCAGUCUAGAUAAUCUUUGCUCAGUAUUCAGAUGUAAUCAAUAUUACUAAUAUUUUCUUUUAAAUGAAUGUCAUAAAUAGAUACAUAUAAUUUAAUAACAACAAUGGCUUCCAAGCUUUAUAUUUUAAUGCCAAACUUUUUGACACUUUAAGGCCUCUGCUGCAAAGUUACAGCAAGAAAAAUAGUCAGAAAACUGCAAUUGACUAUAAGGAAUUGUUACGUACAAGAUGACGGAUUGUGUAAAGUAUUGCGUAAAUGCCUUUAUAAUUUCAUGUUUGAAAACAAAACGGAGCCUUAUAGUAAGAGUGGGUAUUUUUUUAAAAGAUUGCCGAAAGAUUAUUGUAAGCAUAUACUAUUAUUAUUUAUUAUUUUAAAUGACUAUUUUUUAGAUAAAAUGAACUCGUUAAAGAUUUUAAUUUUAUUUGGCUUAUUUUACAUGACUAUUUGUGAGCGCUGUCUAAAGAUUCACAUUUGCAUUUGGUAUUUAAUAGAUAAGACAUCAUUUACUCACGGCUGCCAUCUGUAUUUCUGUCUCGCUCAACUAGACUUUGUCUAAGUACAGUAUAUUCAGUAGCUUUAUCGUUGGUGUCUCAUUACUGGAAAUCAAUGGUACAAGGAAGACAUGCUGUAAUUCUCCCUAUUCCCUACUGAAACGAUACACAACUGGAAGGAAUAUUAUAACACAAAUCUUUGAAUUUACUUACUACCUGCUUGUCAACUAACCUUAGUGCUGCUGUGGAUGCAUUAAAGGGGUAUGCUACUGUUUUCCUUAUUAAUAUUAUUAUUAUCCUUGGCACUGCGUAAAGUAAUAGAAUAGACUGUAGUGUGCUCUUGAGCACCUUCAGUUUGGGAAUAGAGAAAAGUUGGAAUUCCUCAAUAAUGACUUAACACAGAAGAAAGUACAUUUCAAAGAGUAAAAAAUAUGUUAUUAUGUAAGAAACCCUUUUAGAGGUUGGUUGGCAGGAAAAGCAGCACAACACCCCCAGGGCCUGGUUUGUGCGAAUGAGGGCUGGCAACUGAAUGCUUGUCAGAGGCAUCAAAGAAUAGCUGUUUAGUCAGAAAAUAGAAGUUAUGUAUGAUUAUCUUAAAUGGGUUUUCUAGGAAUUCUUCUAAAAAUGAAGGACCUAAAAUAGAAAAUGUUGUAUCCCUGUCAUUCCUUGUUUUGAUGAUGUAGGAUGACAUGUCGUCAGUACCAACGUCACAUCUUACGACUGCAGUAACUAAUUCCCUUAAUAGAGUGAUAUCAUAUUAAUAUGUAUGUCAAACAGCGGUGGUGGAAAUAUCAGAAAAGGGGAUUUAUAGAGGAUUUAAGAAUUAGUAAAGCAAGCUUAGUGAAAAUCCGAUUUUUUCUAUUUUAUGUCCAACAACAUUAUUUGAAUUCGCAGAGAACCCCAAUAAACUAGACUUAAUCAUGUCAAAUAACAUCAUCCUAUAGUACAGGUCUAUAGAGGACAUAUGUAUAUACACCUCUUAGAUAUACAGUUGCCAGUCCCUCAAUAGGUUUCAAGGGUUCAAUGGGCUCAUUCAUAAGCCGACAAGUAAAUCCAUUUUGUUAUUAAUCAUAUGUUGCGCUAUUAUAGUAAAUACAGAUGAAACAAACUUGUGAAGAUGGAAUUAAAUGUAAUAUUUGACAUUGGUAUAGCACUCCAAAAGACAGAAUUGUACCCAUGCCAUUUGUAUCUAUGUUAAAUGUAGCAUCAGUUCCUCCAUGACACUUUCCUGGAUUUGUGUAAGGAUGUGAUAGAUGCUUGAAUAGUAUUCGUAAGGAAAUCGGGACAAUGCCACAGUUUACAGUGCUGCCUGCCUUAAGGUGCCCAUAGACCUUUGAUAGCUUUCUGCGUUUGUUCGGCUGAAAGAUAUCUCCUCCUGAUCCCUCCAUACAUAUGAACGCUCUGCUUGGCCAAAUGUUCAUGUGUUGUGAAUGGGGAGAGGGGAGGUAGGCUGCUGCAAGACAGCUCUGGCAGCAACAUAUCUCCCCGAAAACAUGAGGGAUGAAAUUGAACAUGACCAGUUCCUUUAAAAUUGGCAAGGUUGGCAAACUUUUUUACUAAGGUGUAUGGAAGCCUAUAGAGGCUGUUUGGACAUUAUGUCUGAGCCUAUUUAUAAGGUGCCUCAUAAGAGAACAUUUGGGGCUGUCUGUGGACCACAUGUCCAUAUGUGAAGCUUGGAUUAUGUAGAAAGAGAAGGGCAAUCAUAAUAUAUUUAAACCAUAUGGAAGGCAUUGUCUGUAGGGGAUAAAUGGAUGUCUUCUUUUACUGGGAAAACGCCCUAAAAUGGACAUUUGACUAAUUCAAUGGUUUAUGGAGUUGCAUUCUUCCAGUAGUAAUAAUUCUAAUCUUUACUGAAAGGGGUACUCCACUGGAAAACUAUUUGUUUCAAAUCAGCUGGUGCCAGAAAGUUAAACAGAUUUGUAAAUUACUUCUAUUUAAUAAUUGUAAUCCUUCCAGCACUUAUCAGCUGCUGAAUACUACAGAGGAAGUUGUUUUCUUUUUUAAUUUCUUUUCUGUCUGACCACAGUGCUAUCUGCUGCCACCUCUGUCCAUGUCAGGAACUUUCCAGAGCAGAUGCAAAUCCCUAUAGCAAACCUCUCCUGCUCUGGACAGUUCCUGACAUGGACAGAGGUGUCAGCAGAGAGCACUGUGGUAAGACAGAAGAGAACAACUCAACUUCCUCUGUCGUACACAGCAGCUGAUAAGUACUGGAAGAAGUAAUUUACAUCUGUUUAACUUUCUGGAGCCAGUUGAUAUAAAAAAUGUUUGUUUUUUUCCAGGGAAGUACCUCUUGAAUAUAUCCAGAGAACUAACAGAAUUAUCUCCAUAGGGAAUAUAGUGACAUGGUGAUGUUAUUAUAUUUCCUAUGAUGAUGUAUAUGUCCCUAUGCAGGCUAUAUAGGAGACCAGAGCUGUUUUCCAUCUAUUAAAUGGCCUAAAGUAUUUUACCAGUUACAAUAUAUUUGUAGCACUUGGUAACAAAUCAGGUAUUAGUGAUCACUAGUGAACUGCUUACAAAUGCUUUAUCUCCAGCUCAUAGACGCUAGACGAAAGUGAAUGGAUGUUGCAUUCUUGCUGCAGUCCAAUAUGAAAAAGUUUAAAGUAUUAGAUGAGAAAUUUUGUUGGUUUUAUUUUUGUUACAAAAUCAUUUAUGAGUGUGCUGUCUAUUUUAUUAAUUAAAAUGUUG
Molecule: messenger RNA, 12770 nt
Organism: Hyla sarda
Lineage: Eukaryota; Metazoa; Chordata; Amphibia; Anura; Hylidae
Gene: DRD1
Product: dopamine receptor D1
Exons: 8
Coding region: 2663-4018 (451 amino acids)
Biological process (GO): adenylate cyclase-activating adrenergic receptor signaling pathway; vasodilation; G protein-coupled dopamine receptor signaling pathway
Cellular component (GO): plasma membrane
Molecular function (GO): dopamine neurotransmitter receptor activity, coupled via Gs; G protein-coupled receptor activity
Source: RefSeq, a predicted model, not a curated record